Messenger RNA from Stegastes partitus (bicolor damselfish), 774 nucleotides. RefSeq lists its product as uncharacterized. Bases 317 to 691 code for a protein of 124 amino acids. The record is from RefSeq and is a predicted model, not a curated record. The transcript has 4 exons. Lineage: Eukaryota; Metazoa; Chordata; Actinopteri; Pomacentridae.
CUCUCUGCAACGUUUACCACGUUCACCAUCUGACAUUAGCAUGUUAGCCUGCUAGCAUUUGCGAAUUAUCAACUGAGGACAUAAAGCUGGCUGAGCUCUCAGAGGCCCUCAGCAGUGGUUCCAUCCCAUCGUCACCGCGGUUACACACACUGGACAGACAGAAGACAUAUGUGUGUGUCAGGACAUACCGUCUCCAUGGCGACGGUAAACAGGUCUGUCAGUGUGGCUUACACACAGGUGAAACAUUAGCCGGGCAGAGACACAGAAACCACACACACACAUACACAUUCACACACACUGUGGCCGGUCAGGACAGAUGGCGGAUUCACAGCGAACAUCUGAACCCGUCAACUUUGUGCAUCAAGAUGAAAUCUGGAAAGCACAUGUAAAACUUGAGAAGGAUUCAGCUGAAGUCUGGCCCAACAAAUGGGGUUUCCUGACCGAGGCCUCCAAAGAGUUCAAGAUGGAGAGUGAGAAGCUGAAGAAGGAAGCCAAAGUGGCGCAACCUCUGAGCCCUCCAGAAAAAUGCAUUCAUGUCGAACCCUCUCCUCCUUUUCCUCAGACGACCCAGGGCUUGAUCGGUUGGCGUUCAGCUCACUCGCACCUUCAGCUGGAAAAGCCGAGCACAAUGCAUCAUGGGAGGCGUAGUUUUCUGAAGGAGCUGGGCUGGCCUCAUGGCGCCUGCAGCUGAGUCCUCGUUUCCUUGUUGCCUCGGCAGCGAUUCACUGACUCAGUAUUGCAUGUGGAUGAAAUUACAUGGCAGGAUGGAUCGCA